Molecule: messenger RNA, 1839 nt
Organism: Penicillium macrosclerotiorum
Lineage: Eukaryota; Fungi; Ascomycota; Eurotiomycetes; Eurotiales; Aspergillaceae
Gene: dbp9
Product: ATP-dependent DNA/RNA helicase
Exons: 4
Coding region: 1-1839 (612 amino acids)
Cellular component (GO): nucleolus
Molecular function (GO): RNA helicase activity; nucleic acid binding; ATP binding
Source: RefSeq, a predicted model, not a curated record
AUGAAGCGCAAACUGGAUGCAAACGACGUGCCGUCCCCUGAGCCUAAGGGGGCGGAAGAACAGGAUCCUGAUUUCGAGACUCUGAAUCUCGAUCCGAGAUUGCGCCAAGCCCUGAUCAAAGAAAAGUUCACCAAGCCUACGCUCGUUCAGGCGAAAGCGAUUCCUUUGGCACUUGAAGGAAAAGAUAUUUUAGCUCGAGCAAAAACUGGCUCUGGAAAGACUGCUGCUUAUGUCCUUCCUGUCCUGCAAGCCAUCCUUCAACAAAAAUCUGCCGACCCGUCGCUUAAAGCCACUACUGGCCUUAUCCUUGUUCCAACUCGCGAGCUUGCGGAGCAGGUUCAAAAAGUCGUCACCUCUUUCACUUCCUUCUGCGGAAAGGAUGUUCGGUCUGUCAAUUUGACACAGAAAGUUUCCGACGCCGUGCAACGAUCCAUGCUCGCCGACUUCCCAGAUUUGAUUAUAUCCACGCCUACUCGAGUCCUUGCCAAUGUGAACAACUCUGCGCUGUCCCUUGAGAAGCUUACCCAUCUCGUGAUUGAUGAAGCCGACCUGGUCUUGUCUUAUGGCUACGAUGAAGACAUAAACUCUCUAUCUAAGGCUAUCCCUCGGGGUGUGCAGACAUUCUUGAUGAGCGCUACACUCACUUCUGAGGUGGAUACCUUGAAGAGCCUCUUCUGUCGGAAUCCGGUCAUCCUGAAGCUGGAGGACAAGGAAGAAAAGGGUGCCGGUGUCAGUCAGUUCGUUGUCAACUGCGCGGAAGAUGAGAAGUUCCUCCUCACAUAUGUCAUUUUCAAAUUACAACUGGUCAAGGGAAAGGUCAUCAUUUUCGUUGGCGAUGUCGACCGUUGCUACCGUGUCAAACUCUUUCUGGAACAAUUCGGCAUCAAGAGCUGUGUCCUCAACUCAGAAUUGCCCAUCAACUCUCGACUACAUGUUGUCGAGGAAUUCAACAAGGGCGUUUACGAUAUCAUCAUCGCGGCGGAUGACCAAGAGGUUAUGGGUACUCCUAAGCCAUCGAAGAAGUCUCGUGACGCAGCCGACGAUGAAGCUGAGGACAAGGAGGAAGUUGGUACCAGUGAGGAUGAGGAGGAUCCCGAAGAGUCGGGUAGCAAGCAAAAGUCCAAACGACGCAAGAUGACUGCCAAAGAAAAGGAUUACGGUAUCUCCCGUGGUAUCGACUUCCAAAACGUUGCUUGCGUUCUCAACUUUGAUCUCCCAACUACUUCUAAAUCCUAUACUCACCGCAUCGGGCGAACUGGCCGUGCCGGCAAAGCCGGCAUGGCUUUAUCGUUUGUUGUUCCUGCCGAUCAGUACGGAAAGCACAAGCCUACAUCCAUCACUAGCGCCAAGCGUGACGAAGCCGUUCUCGCCAAACUUGUCAAGCGACAGGCCAAGCUUGGCCAUGAGAUCAGGCCUUACCAUUUCGAGAUGCAGCAAGUCGACGCUUUCCGCUACCGUAUGACCGAUGCUUUGCGCGCCGUCACCCGUCUGGCCGUUCAGGAAGCCCGUGCUCGUGAGAUUCGACAGGAGCUCAUCAAAAGUGAGAAGCUGAAGCGACACUUUGAGGAGAACCCAGACGAACUGCGUCAGCUCCGUCAUGAUGGCGAGUUGCGUGCUGCUCGUGUUCAACCUCAUUUGAAGCAUGUGCCGGAGUAUCUGAUGCCCGUUAAGGGACGCAAAGGUAUUUCCAAGGAGGACGUAGGAUAUGUUGGAUUCUCGAAAACCAAUGAGAAUCGCAUUCGCAAAGCCCGGGACCGUAACCGUGCUCGUGGAAAGGGAAAGAGACCUACUGGGGGUAAAGUUGAUCCGCUGAAGACAUUUAAUCGGGGCCGGAAGUAG